UUUGAUGGGGAGAACAUGUAAGAGAAAACAAUAAAUUGCAUUUAGACAGUUCUGCCCUGUGUUAUUGUGUGCUUCACUUGAAUCAUUUACAUGGUCGUAGGUGGAGCCUUUUUUAUUGAGUAGCACAGCUGUUUUGCUUAUAAAAGUCAUCAAGUGUAAGUUCAGAGCUUUCAGUUUUGGUAUUUCUUUGGAGGUUUGGUCUAGUUCAAUACAGCUCCCUCCCAGCCAUCCCUUCCUUCCUUGUCUUGUGGCCUUAAAUUCCCCUGAAACGCCUCUGAAUUUGCUCCCAUUACUCUUCCCGCUGCCGCCCGAUCGGGAGACCCCGCGUCCCACACCGCGCGCCCCUGUGGAGCUCCUGCAGGCGCCAGGCGGGACUUCCUCUGUGCUGCGGAUGCGACAGUGGGAUGAACGGUCAGAAAGGGCUUGGUCGGGCUGUCACCGGUCUGUGUGCGCCUCUGGACGGCGGAGAGCUCGGCUGACGACUGCGCCGCUGUUGCCGCUGGAGCCAGAGCUGGAUCCCCGUGGAUGAGCGUCCUCAUCGGAUAUGUUGCUCUGAGAGCGCCGCCUGUAUCCGCCCCGCCACCAUGUCCGAUGUGACCAAGAUUGUCCAGAAGUGGCACGCCAGUUUUAGAAAAGCCACAGACUUUGACUCCUGGGGUCAGUUAGUGGAGGCCAUAGAUGAGUAUCAUAUUUUGGCCAGACAGUUGCAAAAACAGGUGCAGUCAACAAAUUCACCCGAUUUCACGGAGGAGCAGAAGAAAACUUUAGGAAAGAUUGCAACAUGUUUGGAAAUGAGAAGUGCAAGUCUGCAGUGCACACAGACCAAGGAGGACUUCAAGUUAGAAGACCUGAAGAAACUGGAAAACAUCAUCAAAAACAUUCAGACCUAUAACAAAGAGUUUCCUUUCGAUGUCCAGCCGGUUCCCUUACGGAAAAUCCUGGCUCCAGGUGAGGAGGAGAACCUGGAGCUGGAGGGGGAGGAGGACGCAGCAGCAGGAGGAGCAGGAUCCACGGAGGCGUUCCCUCCUCGAGCUCCUGCUUCGCAAGGUACACUGUUGCCACGGUUACCCUCAGAGCCAGGAAUGUCGCUGCUGACGAUAAAGAUUGAGAAAAUCGGGCUGAAGGACGCGGGGCAGUGCAUCGAUCCCUACAUGACCAUCAGUGUUAAAGAUCUAAAUGGUGUGGAUGUGAACCCGGUGCAGGACACGCCCGUGGCCACCAGGAAGGAGGACACCUACAUCCACUUCAGUGUGGAGGUGGAGAUCCAGAGACACGUGGAGAAGCUGCCAAAAGGAGCUGCUAUCUUCUUUGAAUUCAAGCACUACAAACCCAAGAAGAGAUUUACCAGCACAAAGUGUUUUGGCUUCAUGGAAAUGGACGAAAUCAAACCUGGACCCAUCGUCAUCGAACUGUACAAAAAGCCCACAGACUUUAAGAGGAAGAAACUUCAACUACUAACAAAGAAACCACUUUAUCUCCAUCUUCAUCAGACGUUACACAAGGAUAGUUAAGUCUGAGAACACCUCCUCCUCCUCUUCCUCCUCCGAUUCAUUUUUAAUCUACAUCCACAUCCAAAAAGACAAAUGUUUUUUCCACCUCAUCACAUGUAGCAAUACUGACUCCGGGCGUCCGUCUGUUUGUUUGAUCUGGAGAACUGAAAGGGAACUGAGCCAAACACCAGUCACAUCAGCUCAAGACUGCCACUUUUUUUUUUAUACUUUUUGAUUUUUGGUUGAUAAAUGCACAUCACAUCUGCUGCAGGAAAUCUCCCCAGUCUUCCUUCACGCUCAGAGUUUGGUGAAAAAGACACAAAUCUGAGCUGGUGCUUCAUUUCAAUGACAGACAUUUCAAGAAUUGUUGGACAUGGAGCUUUGGACUGAUUUUUUUUUCUUUUUUUCAAAUCAUUUUUUUGCCAAAAUAUGUUGGAAGUUGUGUUUCUGAAUAAACAACCUGUUAACAUAAUCACUUUGUUUGCUUUAAAUCCACCACGAGUGCAUUCUUCAGGUCCGCGGUGGUUUCUGGAGACAUGAGACAGACACUCAGAACUCAAACCUGUCCACCUGGGAAUUUUGCUCUCUCAAAAGCUAUAUUUAAAUCUCAAUAUAUAAAUAUAUAUUUAAAAAGUAAAAUAGCUGAAAUUUAGCUCAAGAACAAGCUACAAAUCUAGGAUUCAGUGUUAAAAAAACCAACCAAACAAAACCAAACAAUGUUUAGCUAAAACGUUAUCGUU
This is a messenger RNA of Cynoglossus semilaevis (tongue sole), 2230 nucleotides long. RefSeq names its product axin interactor, dorsalization associated (gene aida). Gene Ontology annotation, cellular component: membrane. The record is from RefSeq and is a predicted model, not a curated record. NCBI's taxonomy places the organism in Eukaryota, Metazoa, Chordata, Actinopteri, Pleuronectiformes, Cynoglossidae. Bases 585 to 1511 code for a protein of 308 amino acids. The transcript is spliced from 11 exons. Gene Ontology annotation, molecular function: phosphatidylinositol binding. Gene Ontology annotation, biological process: determination of ventral identity.